Ostreococcus tauri is the source of this 1548-nucleotide messenger RNA. Its product is annotated as DNA photolyase, class 2. The transcript has a single exon. Bases 1 to 1548 code for a protein of 515 amino acids. The record is from RefSeq and is a predicted model, not a curated record. Gene Ontology annotation, biological process: photoreactive repair. Gene Ontology annotation, molecular function: deoxyribodipyrimidine photo-lyase activity. NCBI's taxonomy places the organism in Eukaryota, Viridiplantae, Chlorophyta, Mamiellophyceae, Mamiellales, Bathycoccaceae.
AUGGCGCUGCGUAAGGCUUCGUCGGAACGUCUGCGCGCGAGUGUUCCGCUCGAGCGCGCGCGAGCGUUGAAUCGACAGCCGAGACGAGCGAGCGGGGAGUACGUCCUUCUCUGGGUGCAAGCAUCGCAUCGAUCGACAGCAAACGAAGCGUUGGAGACGGCGGUCGAUCGAGCGAACGUAUCUGGGGUGCCCGUGAUCGCGUUGUUUUGCUCUACGGCGAAUUAUCCAGAGGCGAAUGAGAGACACAUCGGUUUCAUGUUUGAGGGACUGUGCGAACUGAGGGAGGCUCUGGAGCGACGAAAGAUUGCGUUUUACGCCGUAGCGUGUUCGCCUCCGGAGGCAAUCAUCGUUGCGAGUGAGCGAGCGGUUGAAAUCGUCGUGGACGGGGCAUACUUGCGGCUGUUGCGGCGCUGGCGCGAGGAGUUGGCGACUCGAGCAACGUGCACGGUGACGGAAGUGGAGACUGAUUGCGUCGUUCCGCAGCUGAGUAUGAAACACGCUCGAGCUGAGGUGGCGGCCGCGACGUUUCGGCCUAAAGUACUACCUUUGAUCGGGAAGUACACGCGCGUCGCGUGUGCCGUUCUUCCGUACAUUUACGGAGCUCUCGAUGACGCCACGCGGAAGAGCUUUGAAAGCACCAUAGUCGAGUUCGAUGUGCUGCCACUUCAUCGAGGCGUCGAUGCGUGCUUGGGAGUCCUUGACACGCAUGGACUCGUGCGAGAUCCAAAAUGUCCGAGGGUUUCUUCCCACGUAGGCGGACAGUCGCAAGCAAGGGCGAAGCUAGACGCUUUCUUGACAAAGAAGAUGCUCUCUCGCUAUCACAAAUCAAGGAACGACCCGACUCUGUGUCUACAGUCUCAUCUUUCGCCGCACAUACACUACGGUCAAAUCUCAGUCGUAGAGAUCGCGCGAAAAACGCUUGAAUUCCGCGAUGCGCACAAAGAGGACGCAGACGUGUGCGCGAGCAUUGACGUGUUCCUGGACGAGCUCAUCGUGAGAAGAGAACUGGCCAUUAAUUUUGCGCUUCGGAAUCCGAACUACGACACGUACGACGGACUGCCGACGUGGGCGAAGGAGACCCUCGAGAAGCAUGCGGACGACCGACGAGAGUGGACGUACACUCUCGAAGAGUUUGAGUGCGGAUCCACGCACGACAAGCUCUGGAACGCAUCGCAGCGACAGCUCGUCUCGACGGGAAAACAACACAAUUAUCUGCGUAUGUACUGGGGAAAGAAAAUACUCGAAUGGAGUGCAUCGCCAGAGGAAGGUUGGCGGAUUGCGAUGGCGCUGAACAAUCGCUACUCACUCGAUGGGAGAAAUUUUGUGAGCUUGACGGGCGUCGGCUGGUGCUUUGGUUUACACGAUCGCGAAUUCCACGAAGCGAGCAUCACGGGCACCAUACGGCGCUUCUCAGAAUCCGGAAUGAUGAAAAAGUUCCCCGCCGGCAUCAAAGGAUACUUGGAACGUUGGGGCGAUGAUGAAGGCGGGUCGUCGAAGAGGCGACAGAUGCGUUUAGAGGACAUGUUUUUGAAACGGCCUCGAGUGUAA